This is a messenger RNA of Aedes albopictus (Asian tiger mosquito), 2004 nucleotides long. RefSeq names its product protein I'm not dead yet-like. Lineage: Eukaryota; Metazoa; Arthropoda; Insecta; Diptera; Culicidae. Gene Ontology annotation, molecular function: succinate transmembrane transporter activity; citrate transmembrane transporter activity. The transcript has 6 exons. The record is from RefSeq and is a predicted model, not a curated record. Gene Ontology annotation, cellular component: membrane. Bases 106 to 1824 code for a protein of 572 amino acids. Gene Ontology annotation, biological process: transmembrane transport; citrate transport.
CACGCUACUAAACACGGAAUCUAAAGUAGGCGUGCCAUCGUCCGAUAUCGAAGUGACAGUACACAAUUUCCCCGUGAAAACAAUCUCCCGAUCCUGCUUUCCAAAAUGGACGAUUCUGAGCGUCCCACGUGCUGCAAACGAACCGGUAGAUUCUUCAGCUUGUACUGGCGAGUACUGGUUCUUUUAGCCACCCCCAGCUUGGCAGCACUUUUGUUUCUCGUGGACACCGGGCCUGCCUACCGAUGCAUGUUUGUGGUGCUCAUAAUGGCCGUUUACUGGAUAACGGAAGCACUACCCCUACCAAUCACUUCCAUGAUUCCGGUGGUGCUGUUUCCGCUGCUGGGAAUUCUGGACACCGAUCGAACCUGUAUGAUGUACAUGCGGGAAACGUUGCUCAUGUUCAUGGGUGGCAUAUUUUUGGCACUGGCAAUCGAACACUGUAAUCUGCACAAACGAAUCGCAUUGAAGGUGAUCUGUUCGAUAGGCUGCAGCCAACGGAAGCUGAAUUUUGGACUGCUGGCGGUCACGAUGUUCGUAUCGAUGUGGAUUUCCAAUACAGCGACGGUGGCUAUGAUGUGUCCCAUCAUGAAAGCUGUCCUGGAAGAACUUGAAGCGCAAGGAUUAUGUCAAAUGUAUCUAAAGCCAAAGCAGAAUGAAAUGGAGAAGCAAAGCAACGAGACACCAAUUCCAAGCAGGAUAACAAUCUGUUAUUACACGGGUGCAGCCUACGCAGCCAGUAUCGGAGGUUUGGGUACAUUGCUUGGAACCGGAACCAACUUAACGUACAAGGGCAUAUACGAAAACCGUUUCCCCGAGGGCAACCCGAUAGACUUUUUCCGGUUCACAAUCUACAACACACCAGGCAUGCUAUUAGGAACAUUUCUGGUGUGGAUCUAUUUGCAGGUGGUUUACAUGGGCAUGUUUCGCCCGAAUAGCAAAGCCGCUCAAGAAGCAACCAUCAGCAAAGAAGGAGAGACCAUUGCGCACGGUGUGAUAAUGAAUCGCUACGGUGAACUAGGACCGAUCACAUCUCAUGAAAUAAGCGUGGCCAUUUUGUUUGUCAUAUCUAUUGCGCUGUUUUUCACACGGAAACCUGGGUUCACCACUGGUUGGGCCGAUCUGCUUCCGGAGACAAAAAUUCAAGAUGCAACACCAGCUAUUUUGACGCUCUUAUUACUUUUCAUAUUCCCCGCGAACUGGCAGUGGUUGAAUUUCUUGAAGAUCAAUCCGACAUCCCUUCCAACCGAACGAACGCCAAGUCUUAUCACGUGGAAGUACAUCAACGACAAAACGCCAUGGAGUUUAAUUUUCCUGCUGGGCGGUGGAUUCGCGCUGGCAGAAGGUGGAAAAGCGUCCGGUAUGUCCGAAAUGAUUGGCCAGUCGUUGUCCGUAUUGAAGAACCUGCCGCUACUUCUGCUGCUGUUUAUCGUUUGCCUUGUCGUUCAAAUACUAACCGAAUUCGCGUCCAACGUGGCCAUCUGUAACAUCAUCUUGCCGGUGAUGGCUGAAAUGUCCCUAGCGAUCGAGCUGCACCCGAUGUAUCUGAUGCUCCCGGUGGCAAUAUCCUGCAGCUAUGCGUUCAUGAUGCCUGUUGGAACACCGCCUCUGGCAAUCGUCGCCGGCUUGGGACACAUUCAAACCAAAGAUCUGAUCAAAGCUGGAGUUGGUGUCAAGGUCAUUAUGCUGCUCAUCAUUUGGGGAUUGUUUCCUGUCCUCGGGCCACUGGUGUAUCCCGAGAUCAAGGACUUUCCGGAUUGGGCGAGGCCGAUUCAAAACAGCAGUGAAACACCGGAACAGAACAGUUCAAGCAUUAUGACGUAUUAAUCGACUGUUGGAUCGUAAGUGCCAAGUACUGAUGCAGCUUGUGUUGAUUGUUGGUUAUUACCCCCUAUCAGUAGAUGAAUAGAAUGUUAAUGUUUCCAACAAAUAAUGACCAUGAGUAGCUUAGUUGAACUUGAUCUAGUUUGAGUACACCCCGCUGAGUACUUGACAUGGAGUAUAUUG